Aspergillus clavatus NRRL 1 is the source of this 2679-nucleotide messenger RNA. RefSeq names its product putative glycosyl hydrolase. Bases 1 to 2679 code for a protein of 892 amino acids. Gene Ontology annotation, biological process: carbohydrate metabolic process. The record is from RefSeq and is a predicted model, not a curated record. The transcript has 2 exons. Gene Ontology annotation, molecular function: hydrolase activity, hydrolyzing O-glycosyl compounds. Lineage: Eukaryota; Fungi; Ascomycota; Eurotiomycetes; Eurotiales; Aspergillaceae.
AUGGGCAUGGGCAUGGGUAUGGGUAUGGGUAGAGCAAUUGUCGCUAUAUCUGCCGUGCUGCUCACAGCACGCGCGCAGAACAUUGUCAACUCGCCCGGCGACACGGCCAUCAUUCCUGGAUGGAGUAUGCAGUCAUCGUUGCGUGCACCGCCUAACCUCUCUUCCCUGUCGCUGCCUGGCGAGGACGUCGACCUCUCCUCAUGGUACCGCGUCAGCUCGCGCGCAACUGUCAUGGCCGGUCUCGUGGAGAACGGCGUCUACAACGACACGACCCUCUUCUACUCGGAUAACAUGGAGACCAGCAUCGUCGACCGGGCAGCGUUCGAUGCGCCCUGGCUGUACAGGGAGGAGUUCACCGUCGGGAAACCCGGCAAGGGUGAGCAUCUCUUCCUCAAAACGCACGGUAUCACCUCCAAGGCGGAUAUCUAUCUCAACGGGGCGCUGGUUGCGCCGGCUGCCGUCCAGCAGGGGUCAUACGGCGGCCACACCUACGACAUCACAGGGAUUCUCCGGCCGGGACAGAAUGUGCUGCUUGUCCAGGCGUGUCCGACGAAUUACCUGCGUGACUUUGCGCAGGGGUUUGUGGACUGGAAUCCGUACCCGGCUGAUAAUGGAACGGGCGUCUGGCGCCAUGUGGAGGUUUCGAAGACGGGACCGGUCUCCAUCUCGUCCCCUCGCGUCCUGACCGACUUUGCGAGGCCAAAUGGGAAGCCCGUCACUGUGAAUGUUCUCGUGGAUGUCACGAACCAUGACACCCAGGGAGUCAAGGGGCUUCUCCAGGGGACCAUUCAAUUGGACUCGCUGGACAUCCCUAUUUCGCAGACGUUUUCAAUCAAGGCACACGAGACGAAAGUGGUCACGAUCAAUGCGAAGAUAUCCAGCCCAGAGAUCUGGUGGCCUGGGCAAUGGGGAUCCCAGCCACUGUACACUCUCAGCAUCAACGCAACCGUCGCGAAUGCGGUAUCUGAUGUCGCCCGUCCGAGGCGGUUCGGCGUCCGCCAGGUAACCUCGCACCUCAACGCGCACAAUGACACCGCAUUUACAGUGAACGACGCGCCAUUCCUGGUUCUCGGAGGAGGAUACGCGCCCGACCUGUUUUUGAGGUUCGAUCGCGUCCGUGUCCGCAAGAUCUUCCAGUACAUGCUAGACAUCGGGUUGAACACUGUCCGGCUGGAGGGAAACCAGGAGCAUCCGGAGCUGUACGAUCUGGCAGACGAGAUGGGAUUGAUGGUGAUGGCUGGCUGGAAAUGCUGUGACAAGUGGGAGGGAUGGGAUUAUAACAAUGAAGCCGAUGGUGACAAAUGGACCGCAAAGGACUACCCCGUCGCCAACGCGUCCAUGAUCCACGAAGCAGCCAUGAUGCAGACGCACCCAUCCAUGCUGGCCUUCCUCGUCGGGUCGGAUUUCUGGCCCAACGACCGCGCCACGAAGAUAUACCUCGACGCGCUGCAUCGCAUGGACUGGCCUGUCCCCAUCAUCGCGUCGGCCAGCAAGCGCGGAUACCCGCAACCCCUUGGGCCAUCGGGGAUGAAAAUGGACGGGCCGUAUGAUUGGGUCCCGCCAAACUACUUCUACGGCGAUCAGAUGGGCGCAGCGUUUGGAUUUGGGUCGGAACAGGGCUCAGGCGUAGGGACGCCCGAGCUGCCCAGUCUGAAGAAAUUCUUGUCCCCGGCCGAGCUGGAAUCGCUCUGGAAGAAGCCCAAGCAAGACCAGUACCAUAUGUCACGCUACGAUUCGUCCUUCUACAAUCGCGCGCUGUACAACAAGGCGCUCUUCGCCCGGUACGGAAAGCCAGGGAGUCUGGACGACUACUUGCGCAAGGCACAGAUGAUGGAUUACGAGACUACGCGGGCCGAGUUCGAGGCGUUCUCUGUCCGCCAGAAUGCGACGCGUCCGGCCACGGGGGUCGUCUACUGGAUGCUCAACAGCGCCUGGCCGAACCUGCACUGGCAGCUGUUCGACUACUACCUCAGUCCCGCGGGGGCGUACUUUGGCGCCAAGGUUGGGGCGCGCAUGGAACAUGUCGCCUAUGAUUAUGAAGCGCAGGCCGUGUAUCUGGUCAGCCAUGCGCUACAGAGCAGUGGUGCGCGCGUCGUCGUCUCGGUCGACCUUGUUGAUCUGCAGGGGCAGUCGAUCUCGCACCAGGAGGUCACGGUCGAUAGCUCACCGAGCGCGUCCAAGGUAGUAGCGACGGCGACAGGCAUCGACCAGCUCAAAGACGUGGGAUUUCUUCGAUUGAGACUGCAGGAUGUCGAGACUGGCGCCGUCCUCAGUCGAAACGUGUACUGGGUCUCGGCUCACAACGACGCCCUCGACUGGGAUCAUUCCGACUUGUACUACACGCCUGUGACGAAGUAUGCCAACUAUCAAGCACUGGGUGCCAUGUCCCCGGCCAGCAUUACUGCUUCGGUGAAGCCGCUGCCGGCCCAGAACGGGCUGAACCAGGUCCAAGUCACUCUCGACGACGCUUCCACCAUUCCUGCAUUCUUUGUGCGGCUUGCAGUGUUCGACAAGGACACUCAGGAGGAAAUCACGCCCGUAUAUUGGUCAGACAAUUACGUAACCGUCUUCCACGGCGAACAGCUGACUUUGACGGUCGCGUUUGCGGGCGACGUGAGUCACAGCCAGAUUGUGCUGUCGGGGGGGAACGUGGGGAGAACCGUUCUAUCGCCUGCGUAG